UUUCCCCCCUUUGACUAGCUAGACCCUCGUUGGAAGAUAACUUGUCAUACUUGACGGAAACUCCCGCCUUUGCUCCCCCACAUCGACAAUACCCUCUUUUAGGAGAGCAGAUCACUGUACACUGAAUAGUGUCUUUGGGCGCAACUCAUUACAGGUUACCUUGUUGGGUCGUUUCUUGUUCAAAUCCAAGGACCUCGGGAGUGAUCGAAGCAAGUCAGCCCAUAGAGGUUUAUUCUUGUUUGCAAAGUAGUCACUUGUCUUUUCUAUCGUCUUAUACCUCAAGGCCUAUCCUACAACUAUCGGUUUCUCUUGGUUGCCACAACGCUUCCCUCAUAGGCUGUCAAAGGCAGGAACUUAAUAAUAUACCCAAUCGAGACCACGCGGCAAAAUAUUUUCCAAUGCUCCUUACUAGACUACCCGAAACAGAGCAAAGCCCUUGGUCUAGAAAAUUUGAGACCACCUUUCACAAGUCGACCGGCUUACGCAUGUCCAGCUACGACGGCUCGCUUUCCACACAGCCUGAUUGGCAAGGGCACUACUCCUUCCUUCCUCCCGGGGAGAGCAGCAUUUUUGGGCAGUCGUUUGAACAGGUACCAAACUCCAGUACCGACAAUGACGCUACCUCGCAGCAGCGUCCUUCGAGUAUCUCGAACAGUAAUUUGGACACGCGUGGCCAGACAAGCUCAAGUACUUUAAGCUCACCAAGCAACAACCACCGUGUUCUUGAUCCCUUAGGUUUGCGACAGCCUAAAACCGAGCGCCCAACUCAAGACCAGCCAAGUGUUUCAGGGACUUCGUAUGCAAUCAAGACAGAAGCUGUCCACGACGAACCACUGACAUCUGCCGAAACCGCAAGGGUCACGAUUGAAUCAAACCCACCCACCUCUGUACCAGCAAAACAGGAUCUUCACACUAGCCUCGAUGCGGGUGGCAACGAAGAGACUAUUCUCGGCAAGGAAGAAGAUGAAGAAGUUGUAGAUGACGACGACAUGAUAGAAGGGGACGGGGAAGGCGAUGGUGAAGAUGAAAACCCGGGUCAGCCUCAAACUGCGGCUGAACGAACUGCUGCUCGUAGGAAAAUGAAGCGCUUUAGGCUCACACACCAGCAGACCAGAUUCCUCAUGAGUGAAUUUGCCAAACAGCCUCACCCAGACGCAGCUCAUCGAGAACGCCUUUCUCGUGAAAUUCCGGGCUUAAGUCCUAGACAGGUUCAAGUCUGGUUCCAGAAUCGACGAGCCAAGAUCAAGCGAAUGACGGCUGACGAUCGCGACCGAAUGGUUAAGAUGCGUGCGGUUCCUGAUGAUUUCGAUAAUGUUCAAGCCUUGCAUUCCCCUUACGGGGCAGUCCAUGCCCUAGGAACGCCCAUAACGCCUCCAGUAGAUUUCGGGUCAUCUUCCUUCACAGACCAUAUUAUGCGGCCGCUACUGGUUGACACAAUGAGGCGCGACAACGAAGAUCACCUCUCGCCUACGGGACUCAGCCCUGCAUUUGGUAAUAUCGGGUUCACGCCUUCUGGGACAAUGACCAGCUCUGACAUACUCUCUCCCCUGUCGCCUUCAUCCAACGAACGGGGAUACUAUUCUAGUCACUUGUCAAGUCCGCUUGGGGGAUCUUCUAGAGCGUCAAACCCAUUUGGUAGGCAUAAUAGUUUAGAUGCGGGGAGCCAGCUGCACUCGCAGUCACGGCAGCAUAUCCGUCCUCUUCAGCCACUCUCUCUCCGAGAAACGAUGUCCAGGUCUAGAUCGGAUAAUUUACAAUCACCGCUCCGAUCCAGUAUGUCAUGGAAAGGAGACUCGAUUGACUACGCAGGUUAUUCCGGCAGUAGUCACAGCCCUGGAGGCACUGGGAGGCAUACCUCCGUCUAUCAGCCAGACGCAAGUGGAAGUAGCUCUGGUGGCACGUUGGGCUACGAUACAGGCUCUUAUACAACUUCUGGGUUACAGUCGCCGACAACAAAUAUCAAUUACUCAAGCCUUCAACAGCCCUCGCAAGCACGGUCUCGACUGAGAGCUGCUUCUGCCACCCUGCCACUUGGCCUCGAUUUGAGACACCAAUACCGCUCUUAUUCGUCCAGCCAUGGCCUCCAGCCUCCUAGCCACUCCUCCAUUCCUAGAACAGCUAGCACUGCGCCAUACGGCACUUCCCCAGGGUAUUCUACGAGCUUUCCCUCAGCUCCUCUCACUGCGCCGAUUGAUUUUUCUCUGCCAAGAACACCUGGUAUAAGGAGCUCGAUCCAGGACUAUUCAAUACCGCAGAUGAGUGCGCCUAUUGCGCCUCCACACGACUUCACUCAGGCACUCCAUGGAAAUAUAGCUGGCUCCAGCUCUAGGACGCCAAUAAGGGAUUCUUUCAGUGGGGGACCUCUAACAUUCGGUCAAGGUCAGGGGGCUGCCGACAAAAGUGAAGACCAUUCUCAUGAUGGAUUGAGCGGAUCAAGCACCGGCCUGAAGCGCAAGCGUAGCUCAUUCAGUUUAUCUCAGGUUCCGCAUUCGUCCGGUCCGUCACAAGCCUCUCAACCAUAUGGACAUACGAGUUAACGACCUGGAAGAGGGUGGACCUCCCUUUAUACGCGAACAUCAAAUACCGACGCAGUAUUCCAAAGACUCGAAUAGCGUCCGCUGAUUGCCUUGCUUCUGUUUCUUCGACUAUAGAGCCUUUUCUUGCUCCAAACACCCGCCGAACCAACUUGUGUUAUUAUAUCUUCCGGAUCUUAUGUUAUUUAUGGAUUGAAACUUCUUUCCCAAGCAUUUGAAUUGACCUCAGGAUAGUUGGAACGUUUUGCGAAUAGGAGCAAUCACCGGUAUUUGGCUAAAUGGGAAACGUUCCACACGCGUGGGGCCGGGAAUGAGACACGGGCUGAAAUGAUCUAUAACAAAGACAAC
Molecule: messenger RNA, 2882 nt
Organism: Xylaria bambusicola
Lineage: Eukaryota; Fungi; Ascomycota; Sordariomycetes; Xylariales; Xylariaceae
Exons: 4
Coding region: 399-2537 (712 amino acids)
Biological process (GO): regulation of transcription by RNA polymerase II
Molecular function (GO): DNA-binding transcription factor activity, RNA polymerase II-specific; RNA polymerase II transcription regulatory region sequence-specific DNA binding
Source: RefSeq, a predicted model, not a curated record